AUGAUUCAUAAUUUGAGGUAAACAUGUUGGGUUAUUUUCUCGCCAUAGGGAUUGUUAGUGCCGUUAGUGCACAUCCUUACUAUGCGGAUUUAAUACCAAAUGGACAUUCUGUGCCAAACCCGUGUAGCACCACAGGUGGUUUGUGGUUAGCAGUUGGUCAUUACGACCCAAUACAUCAUACACACGAUAAAAAUCCUUUUGGAAUGGCAUUUGCGCAAGCAGGUCAUACUUGGACAGCAGCAUUGUGUGCUCUAGAUAGUGAUGGUGACGGUAAAACUAACGGAGAAGAACUAGGUGAUCCAACUUGUGUUUGGACACAAGGGGCCGCGCCAACCGGUGCAGCUACAGGCCAUCCGGGCAUUUGCAAUCCAGUCGGUUCAUGUAGCGGACAAUCAUUUUCCUGUGGAUGCCAUGGUCAUAACUGUGUUGGAAAGUGAAACUAACAUGUUUGAGGAAAUAGAUUAAAUAAAUAGAUAUUAUGUACAAAAAGCUUUAAAUAUGUAUCCCGAAGAAAAAAACAUAUUGAAAAAUGUUAACAUAAAAUGCAUAUGUU
Ruditapes philippinarum (Manila clam) is the source of this 553-nucleotide messenger RNA. Its product is annotated as temptin-like. The record is from RefSeq and is a predicted model, not a curated record. The transcript has 3 exons. The coding region runs from base 24 to 437 and encodes 137 amino acids. Lineage: Eukaryota; Metazoa; Mollusca; Bivalvia; Venerida; Veneridae.